Molecule: messenger RNA, 2232 nt
Organism: Amphimedon queenslandica
Lineage: Eukaryota; Metazoa; Porifera; Demospongiae; Haplosclerida; Niphatidae
Product: heat shock 70 kDa protein 12A-like
Exons: 3
Coding region: 135-2102 (655 amino acids)
Source: RefSeq, a predicted model, not a curated record
GAUUAUCAUGUGAGCUUAAAAUAUAUUCAUAGCUCAGUGCCUAUGAUAUUUCCAGGAAUCAUUGUUAGACAGUUCCAGCAUAUAUACUAUGGUUCCAAUGACAGCUACAGCAAAUAUCUCAGUUUUGUAAAAUUAUGGGUAACAGCUACAGCACAUCCACAUCCUCUGGCAGGUCUACUGAAGUUACAUAUGAGAGACUUGAAAAGAUUCCUCGUACUGAAGCUGCUUAUCGUGUUACUAAUGGCAAUAUUGCUGCUAUUGAUUUUGGUACAUCAUCAAUCUCACUGGCUUAUACCACUAAAGGAGAUGCUAAUGUUUCGAUGAUCUCGUUUGAGAGUUCCAAAAAGCAAGAAAGAUCUCUCAACAUUAUUCUAUGCAAGAAAGUAGCAAGUGAAAACAAAAUAAGAGUAGAAGCUCUGGGAGACAAAGCAGCCACUCUUUAUCAAAAAUUGAGAAAAGAAGAAUAUUCUGAGUAUAUCUACUUUGAAAGGAUCAAGAUGUUAAUGAGAAGAGAUCAGAAGAGUAUUACACGUGACACACCAGUUGAAUCUUUGUCUGGUGAGCAGUACUACCUAGUUGAAGUUAUUGCAUUCAUUCUCAAGUAUAUGAAGGAUCUAUUGAUAGACCACCUCUCGCGUACAGUCAGACCAUUAAAAACUACUGAUUUUGAUUGGGUCAUCACUGUUCCUGCUAUAUGGGAUGCACGUGGAAAGAGAAUGAUGAGAGAAGCUGCCUAUUUGGCUAGUUUACUCACAGAAUCUGAUGGCAUUGUCAAUUUUACUCCAGUAUCUUCUUCUCCUCUUCCUCUCUGCAGUGAUGUUAAUCCUGACAAGCUAUCAUUAGCACUAGAGCCAGAGUCAGCAGCUCUUUAUAGCCAGAAGAAUAUAGCAAGUGAUAUCAAUAAAGAUCGGUCCUUGUCAGUUAUAAAUCCCCCUAAAAAGUACAUGGUUAUAGAUAUAGGAGGAGGCACCGUUGAUAUUACAGCUCAUGCUGAAGAUGGUGAUGAUAUAAUUGUUCAAAAUAUACCAACUGGGAACGCAUGUGGGGGUACUCAAGUUAACGAAGCAUUCUCUCAGUUGCUACAAAAGCUAACAAAAGAUGCUGGUUACGAUAGGUUUUUAGCUUCAAAUGCUAGUUUGAAACCAAAGCGAAGUGCUAAUAUAAACAUGAUACUUUAUACUGAUUUUGAAGGGCAAAAAUGUUUAUUUGGGCAAGAAGAAAUCGAAGGAAUUGCUAUUGACUUGGGUAAAAUUGCUGGAUUUUAUGAUAAAGAGCUAAAAGAAGUACAAGGCAUGGAAGGCAUUGAAUAUGAAUGCGAUAGCUCUACAUUAUACAUAAAUAAGGAUUUCGUGGAGUCCCAUUUGUUUGGUCCAGUAAUUAGUGACAUUAAAAAGUGCCUAAAUGAAGCUAUUGCUGAUAAUGGAUAUGAGGCAGAUGCGUUUUAUCUUGUGGGUGGAUUUGGAGGUUGUAAGUAUGUUUACAAGAAGCUCAAGGAAGUUAUAGAAAAUGCUUAUGCCAGUCAAGGUCGUGACCAAUGCCCCUCCGUUUUGACACCAAUUGAGCCUCAUCUUGCUGUUGCUCAAGGAGCUGUCUUGUGGCGCAAGAAUCCAGAAAUAAUUAAAUUGCGAAAAUCAGAUGCUACUUAUGGCAUAGCAAUUUUCGUACCGUUCGAUAAAGCUCAACAUGAUAAGCAUUAUAAAUAUCUACAUGAAGAAGAAAGAAUAUACAGGUGCGACUCAAUCUUUUUUCCCUUCCUUAAGAGAAGUGAAACGCCAGAUUACAAUGAAGUAAUGGUUACAAGUCUCAUUCCACACAAUCAGUCUGACAAGGAAGUAUGCGUUAAAAUCUUCUCUACUUCAGAACCUGAUGUCCAAUAUGUAGUUGAUAAGAAUGGACAAAGCACAGUCAGAGAAAUAGGUCAGCUAUUGCUUCACGUUCCAAAUCCACAAAAGCUGCCUAAGUCCCAGCGCAAAAUAGAUGUCAUAAUGGAUUUCAGUGGCACAGAAAUACAGGCUAAAGCAAAAUAUAGAGUAGAUGAGAGUGAAGUUAAAACUGUUUGUGACUUUCUUUCUGCACAACCCUGGCGCUUAGGCCAAAAGUAGAUAAUCUACUCUUGCCUAGGCUGUUAGCUUUUUUGUUUUUUGAGCUAUUAUUAUUUUAGUGAUUAUUCUAGGAAAAUACUAUUCAUAGCUAUGAUAUUGUAGUUUUAUCUUGUGAUUCUUAGAAAAGUUA